Molecule: messenger RNA, 505 nt
Organism: Bactrocera tryoni
Lineage: Eukaryota; Metazoa; Arthropoda; Insecta; Diptera; Tephritidae
Exons: 2
Coding region: 21-458 (145 amino acids)
Source: RefSeq, a predicted model, not a curated record
UUUAUAUAAACAACAAAAAAAUGGCCGAAGUCGAUGAACUAAAUAAGGAUUUCGAAUGUGCAAUGAAACAGUUCGAACGAGCUCAUCAGCAUUUGAAUUACCGCGAGAAAUCCAUUGCUACCGAGUGGUUAAAAAAAUUGAAAAAAGCCAACAGCUCGAUAGAAGAUUUGAAACUACGUUUAGACUUCAUCGAUUACUUCAUCAAUUGUUCCAAGUGCAGCAUUUUCAGUACAGAACCAUUCAAUAAAGUGCCGCAUCCAAAUGCUCCUCUGCAGAAGUUGCGUAAUAUGCUGCCAACCAGUCAUAAAAUUCGUAGUGUUGACGCAACUUCCGAUGAACAACGUAAACUUUAUGUUGAGGAAAUGUUUGAUAAUAUGGCGGAUAGAGGUGCCUUUCUCUCCGAUCAGCCAGUGCCAUUGGACGGUACAUUCUUCUUGGUGAUUAUAAAUCAAAAAUAAAUAUUCCAAAUCAUAUAUGUUUUAUUUUUUAUUUAUUUACAAAUUUA